AGGCAAAUCCCACCUGCUUGUAAUUGAGGCAUUUUUGUUAUUGUGGUGUUGUUUUACGUCAUCUGGAACUGACGCUCUGAAACAGGAGAAUAAAAGCAUAAUUUGCAAAACUCCAUGUGGGGAAGAUUGUUUUGUUUUGUUAUUCAGAUGUUAGAUGUUUGGCUUAUGUUUUUGGCUGCAGAAACAAGCUUGGGGAGGCACAGUGCAGCCUCCACGCCUGUAGAUUUGACUCCUUCAUACUGCAUUAAUUUUCAAACUUUCAAGCGUCUGUCUUGCUAAUACAAUAAUGGAGGUUGCUUUCAGUUGAUGGACCAUUGAACUUUAAAAGCUGAACAGAUGAUGUUGAAGCGGUACCAGUUGGAACAAUUACAAAAGGCAACUAAUAAUUUCAGUGAAGAUUGUCUGGUUGGUUCUGGUGCAUUUGGAAAUGUCUAUAAAGGAACAUUUGAUGGGGAGGAAGCACUAGCUAUAAAGAAGGCACAUACUGAAUCAUACACCAGCACUGAAGAGUUUGAAAAUGAGAUCAGGUUGCUCUCAAAAGUGAAGCACAGGAACCUCGUUAGUUUGGUGGGGUUCUGCCAAGAAGCUGGGCCAAAGGGAGCAAAAAUUCUGGUGUAUGAGUAUGUUCCAAAUGGUUCUCUGCUAGACUACAUCAUGGGGAGGGGAGGAAGGGGCUUAACAUGGAGGCAUAGAGUGACGAUAGCCAUUGGAGCUGCUAAAGGUAUAGCUCAUCUGCAUGAAGGAAGCAAACCAAGUAUAAUUCAUCGGGACAUAAAACCGAGCAACAUCUUGGUAGGAGAGAACUUUGAGGCCAAGGUCUCAGAUUUUGGGCUUGUGAAAUCGGGUCCUAGUGGGGAUCAGUCACAUGUUAGCAGUCAGAUAAAGGGGACACCAGGGUACCUUGACCCUGCCUACUGUUCAUCUCUCCAUUUGACUUCAUUCACCGACGUAUACAGCUAUGGUGUUAUAUUACUGCAGCUUGUUGCUGCUAGACCUGUAGUCGAGAACAGCAGAGGUCAUCCUAAUUUUCACAUUAUUGAUUGGGCAAGACCUAGCUUGGAACGAGGAAGCAUUGAUGAAAUAAUAGAUGCUAAUCUCUUGAUGGAACAUUGCAACAUGGAAAUGAUGUUGAAAAUGGGACAACUUGGUCUGAAAUGUGUGGUCAAAGUCCCUAGAGAAAGGCCUAAAAUGACUCAAGUAUGGCAAGAACUGGAGGCUGCCCUAUUUUCUGCAGAAACUAUCAUAUAUAAACAACCUUCAAAUGGUUCCUUACAAUUAGCAAGCUUGUCAAGCGGAUCAAUGGGUCGUAGAAACCAUCAACCGAAACAACUUGAUGAUUCUCAAAGCUCAGUUAGCAUAGAUGGCAUUAGAUUGCAGAGGUUUCACUUGGACAUAGAUCGCCUAUCCUUUGGUAGUGCAAAUUUGAGGUGCUUAGAUGCCUAUAGUAUAAGCAUUGAAGACGACUCAUACGAUCUGACAGGAACUUCCGAGGAAACAACCACGAGUGGAAACGAAGAGUUUAGGCUAACAUACAAUAUCAGUUAAAGUUUGCUUAAUGUAAGACACAGUAUAUUUAGGUUGAUUUGGUUGUGUAGGAAUGGAAAUCUAAAAAUGACCACCAUUUGACAGUAAAGUUUGCUUACCUUCUUUGAAUUGGCGGAAUAGUAGAAAGGAAGGGAUCCAUACAAUCUCAAUUCUGUAGUUAGAAACUUUGAUAUUUGAGUUUUAUUUCCAUA
This is a messenger RNA of Nicotiana tabacum (common tobacco), 1736 nucleotides long. Its product is annotated as receptor-like protein kinase HERK 1. Gene Ontology annotation, molecular function: protein kinase activity; ATP binding. Gene Ontology annotation, biological process: protein phosphorylation. NCBI's taxonomy places the organism in Eukaryota, Viridiplantae, Streptophyta, Magnoliopsida, Solanales, Solanaceae. The record is from RefSeq and is a predicted model, not a curated record.